Molecule: messenger RNA, 3906 nt
Organism: Dimorphilus gyrociliatus
Lineage: Eukaryota; Metazoa; Annelida; Polychaeta; Dinophilidae
Source: the annotation of a GenBank genome assembly
GCCUACAUGGUGCGACACGCCAUGACAGUUCCGUAAUGAAACAUUAUUAAAGUUAUAUGGGUUUUUAGACGGCUCCCUAGUAACAUAAUUACGGAUAAAACUCAAAAAUAGGAUAAAAUAAACUGGGAAGAAAACAUUUGAAACAUUUUCUUGAAGAAAGGUAGGUCAUUUGUAUAUAAAUUUAAUGUUGGUUUAUUAAAUAUAUACCAUAGUAUUAAUGGCUUAUAUUCCAAUUUGAACAGUUACUUAAAAAGAUUUGUCUUCUUGCACAGACUUGAUGAACUCGGAAAAUCAUCGUUCUAUAUCAAACGUUGCUUCAAUAUAGCCAUAGGAAUAGUGCAAUUAUGAAUAUCUUAUUUAUAAAAUUGUUAAUUCUGUUUAGCAUUGUACAUCGGGCAGACCAGGAAGAAUGCAUUAAAAAGAAUGGAGGAAGAGAAUAUGUGAUAAUGUUUAAUAGUAUGGGGUCACAAACCAAUCCAGUUGAACUAGCGGGGCAAGAGUUAACUGUUGUCAAUUUUAAAUCAAGCUUGCAGCGCGUUCAAAUCGCUAAUUCUCCACUUUUGAAUACACAAAUUAAUAAAGAUGCGAUUGUAUCUAAUACGUUCUCUAGCAAUAUAACAAUUGAUGAAAAUAUAAGAGGGGACGUUGACGAAUCAUCAAAUCAUGUUACGGACAACAAGGCUGUUAUCGUACAAGGAACAACUACGUCAGUAGAUAAUUAUAUGGUCUUUGGUUUGAAUUUUGCCGAUAGAAACUGUGAAGGUUUUCAAGCCAUUCCAGCUUCAGCGUUAGGCAACUUUUAUAUGGCUUUCGGUUGGUUGCCUGACGGUGAUGGUAGAUUUGAAAUAGGGUUAGCUGCAAUUGAAGAUAACACAUUAAUUUUCCUCGAAUUUCAAAAUGAAACUGGUAUCGAAUUAACAAUUGACGGAACGUUAAUUAGUGAUAAAACCGUGCUGGAUAAGACCUUGCAAUUGAAUAAAUUUCAAACAGCUAGAAUAAUGUCUUCAAGUGAUUUAUCAGGAACAAGAAUGUUCUCUGAAAAGAAAUUUGCCGUCUUCAGCGGGAACGAUGAUGUUUUGGUCGGCAAUACUUUUGACUAUUUUGGACAUUUAGUAGAACAAAUUCCACCACAAGAAGCUUGGGGUGAAGUCUUCAUCUACGCAGUUCCAAAACCGGUUACGGCAAGUCCUAUUCUCAAAUUCUUGGUUGAGUAUAACAAUACAUGGGUAAACAUCACUGGAAAAGAGUCAAUUCUCGUUGAACGAGCUGGUGGUAGAACAGAUCAAAAUAUAGAAAGUUUAAAAGUACCCAUAGGCACUGGCACAAUCAUUAGAGCAAGUGACAUUAGUCUUGGAGGUGUAUUUUAUCAAUCUGGAAGUUUCGAUUUGGAUGAAGAACAUGGAUUGGACCCAGCUUUUAGUAUUUUGCCACCAGUUAGACAAUAUCGAUCAAAAUAUGUAUUUUCACCUCACUUGCAUGAACACUUCAAAUCCUAUGCUACAAUUUGGAUACCUACAAAUCAGAUAAGUUCUAUAAGAUUGGAUGGAACGACACCAAGCUAUAUGGAUACAUGGACAAAGAUAGAUGAUUCCGAAGGAGAAUAUGAUUAUUCAUUUAACACUAUAGAAUUAACACCUGAAGCUCAUACUCUUGAAUCUACUACCAACACGAAUUUUGGAGCUUUGUUGUUAGGAACAUACUACGAUGUGGAUUCUGAAGAAUCGUGUACAUACGCUUACCCCAUUGGGCAAUGUUAUAACCAUGAAAAUGAAACAAUACAAUUUGACGUAACUUUGCCAACUCUACCACCUUUACCAGUGCAAUCCACUACAAAAGGAACAACAGCUCCAAUCCAAACAACAACUCCGGUCACCACUAAAAAAACUACAAGUUUAGAUACUUCAACUGAUAUGAGUAGUACAGCUAUGCUUAGUACAACCGAACAAUUGUCAACUAGCGUAGAAACAACUAGUGGAGUAGAUAGUACGACAAGUAUGGAAACAACAAGUGAGUUAGAUAGUACCACAAACAUGGAAACAACUAGUAUGAUAGAUAGUACAACAGUAAUAGAAACAACCAGUGCACCAGAUAGUACAACAGGAAUAGAAACAACAAGCGUACCAGAUAGUACAACAGAUAUGGAAACAACUAGUGGACUAGAUAGUACCACAGGUAUGGAAACAACAAGUGGAUUAGAUAGUACCACAGGCAUGGAAACGACAAGUGAACUAGAUAGCACGACAGGAAUGGAAACAACAAGCGCACCAGACAGUACGACAGGAAUGGAAACAACAAGUGGAUUAGAUAGUACCACAGGCAUGGAAACGACAAGUGAACUAGAUAGCACGACAGGAAUGGAAACAACAAGCGCACCAGACAGUACGACAGGAAUGGAAACAACCUCUGAUUCAGGUAGCACUGUGGGUGCUGAAUCGACAACUUCAGAUGAGACUACAUCGGCAAUGAUGACCACCUUAGGGGGUAGUUCGAAAACAGGAACAACUGAAGAGCAAACGACUACAGAUUUAGCAUCGGAGGCUUCUACUGACGGAGCAUCAACUGACCUCGGAACAGGAACCACUGAAGGACAAUCAACUGUAUCAAUGGGUAGUAGUUCACAGUUCACCACUGAAGGAGAUAGUACAACGGGGGUAGAGUCAACAUCAGCGUUAGACACUUCAACUGUAGAUAUUACAAGCACAUCAGAUAUGAGUACUGGAUCGUUAGGCACCACCCCUUCUCUUCCUACCAUAGCUGCCGAUAAAGCAACAACAGGACAAACAACUGACGAUGGAACAGGAACGACUGAAGCCGUUACAUCAGGCUCCAUGGGUAGCACUGAAAGUGCUGGAACUACUGAAGCCAUUUCAAAAGGUUCCAUGGGUAGUACUGAAAGUGCUGGAACUACUGAAGCUGUUACAGAAGGUUCCAUGGGUAGUACUGAAAGUGCUGGAACUACUGAAGCCGUUUCAGAAGGUUCCAUGGGUAGUACACAAAGUGCUGGAACUACUGAAGCUGUUACAGAAGGUUCCAUGGGUAGUACUGAAAGUGCUGGAACGACUGAAGCCGUUUCAGAAGGUUCAAUGGGUAGUACACAAAGUGCUGGAACAACUGAAGCCGUUUCAGAAGGUUCCAUGGGUAGUACACAAAGUGCUGGAACAACUGAAGCCGUUUCAGAAGGUUCCAUGGGUAGUACACAAAGUGCUGGAACUACUGAAACUGUCACAGAAGGUUCAAUGGGUAGUACACAAAGUGCUGGAACAACUGAUGCUGCCACAACAAGUACUAUGGAAGACAUGUCAACAACUUUAGGAAUCACUUGUGCAAGUUCUUCUUGCAAAAAUAUAACGAUUGUGUCAACCGAUGUUCAGUAUGAAAUAUCGGGAUAUUUUGAAUAUGUAAAUGAUAGGCAUAGCAGACCCUAUUAUGAAAAUAAGGAGGAAAGUUUGUUUUUGUAUUACGCUUGGGAUAAUAGUGCUUGCGGAAAAUGGCUAAUGGGUCCUACAUUAGGCAGUUUUUCAGCAAUCAUAACUUCGGAUGAAAAAGCUGUUUCGCCUAUAGAUGUGAACAAUUGGAAUGUAGUGUCAAAUGACGGUACAAAAUUCGAAUCUACAAACGCCAUAACACUAAUUUGUACAGACUAAUUUUUUCUAUGACAAUUGAAUUUUCUUCCAUCUUAUUUUUUAUAAUUUCGUAAAAGUUGUUGAUUUUACCAAUUUUUACGUUUUAAAAUGUUUAUUUCAUAAAAAUCUUUUUUUUAUAUAUAGUAAAUCUGCAAUGAUUUAUCUAAAGUGUUUUUAUCCUUAAAAAUCUUGAAAAAAAAUCAACAAUCUGUACAGUUAAGGCUGAAAAACAAAGAGUAAAAAAUGUAUUUAUUGUUUAUAUAAAUUUAUACAUAUAUUACAU